UUCUCCGAAGGAGCUGCUCCGAUUCUUCCGCGACAUGGCGCUGAUGCGGCGGAUGGAAAUCGCCGCUGACUCUCUCUACAAGGCUAAGUUGAUCCGCGGGUUUUGUCAUCUGUACGAUGGCCAGGAGGCCGUGGCUGUGGGGAUGGAGGCCGCGAUUACGAAGAAGGACGCGAUUAUUACAGCUUAUCGCGACCACUGCACCUUCCUCGGUCGAGGAGGAACUCUCCUGGAGGUUUUCUCGCAGCUAAUGGGACGCCAGGCUGGGUGCUCGAGGGGUAAAGGUGGUUCUAUGCAUUUCUAUAAGAAGGACGCUGGAUUCUAUGGUGGCCAUGGUAUUGUCGGUGCUCAAGUACCUCUUGGAUGUGGAGUGGCGUUCGCGCAGAAGUAUUCCAAGGAUGAGACUGUUACUUUUGCUCUUUAUGGCGAUGGCGCGGCGAAUCAGGGUCAGUUGUUUGAGGCGCUCAAUAUCUCCGCGCUUUGGGAUCUGCCUGUCAUUCUCGUGUGCGAGAACAACCAUUACGGUAUGGGGACUGCUGAGUGGAGAGCAGCGAAGAGUCCAUCUUAUUAUAAACGUGGGGACUACGUUCCUGGAUUGAAAGUGGAUGGCAUGGAUGCUCUUGCUGUCAAACAGGCUUGCAAGUUUGCUAAGGAACAUGUUCUGAAGAAUGGACCAAUUAUUCUUGAGAUGGACACCUAUAGGUACCAUGGUCACUCCAUGUCUGAUCCUGGUAGCACAUACCGAACACGUGAUGAGAUCUCUGGUGUCCGACAGGAACGUGAUCCCAUUGAAAGAAUUAGAAAACUGGUAUUAUCUCAUGAUCUGGCCACAGAAAAGGAGCUAAAGGAUGUUGAGAAGGAAGUCAGAAGAGAAGUUGAUGAAGCUAUUGCUCAAGCUAAGGAAAAUCCAUUGCCAGAUCCUUCUGAACUCUUCACAAAUGUGUAUGUGAAGGGUUUUGGAACUGAGUCAUAUGGAGCAGAUAGGAAAGAAGUGAGAGCUGUGCUUCCAUGAUUUAUUAUUUAGAUGAAGUGUUAUGAGUAGCUCUGCUUGGGACCUCCAUUAACUCCCCCAAAACCCAGCAGAGGCAAGAAGAAUAAUCAAGAGGUUUGAUUGAAUUUCUAUUUUUCCUUCACUGCCAUCAAUUUGGUAAAUCCUUCGCUGAUUUUUGUGUAGAUUAGUGAAUAUAUUUUGUUUUCCCUGGCAUUAAUGGGAAAUGUUUCAGUGAUUUGGGCUUGAAAUAUUUAACCCUAGGUGGUGGUAUAUUCAUUUGUAACCGUGAAAUACGCCUCUUUUGCUCCCUAUGUGAACCUUCAUAAUAAUAAAAAGGGACUAUCUAAAGUUGGGAUUCCCUACUUAGUAA
Molecule: messenger RNA, 1358 nt
Organism: Momordica charantia (bitter melon)
Lineage: Eukaryota; Viridiplantae; Streptophyta; Magnoliopsida; Cucurbitales; Cucurbitaceae
Product: pyruvate dehydrogenase E1 component subunit alpha-1, mitochondrial
Biological process (GO): pyruvate decarboxylation to acetyl-CoA
Cellular component (GO): intracellular membrane-bounded organelle
Molecular function (GO): pyruvate dehydrogenase (acetyl-transferring) activity
Source: RefSeq, a predicted model, not a curated record